CCGCCUGCUGCCCUGGGCUCGGCGGGGCCGCGCCUCCAGCUGCCCCCUCUUUGCUUUUCUCUUUCAGCGCGUGUCUUUGCUCCCCCCUCAGCCACGCGGUGGUUGCAACCCCCCCGGUUGCCCAAACCCCGGACCCCGGGCUUGCGAAAUCCCCGCCUGGUGCGGGCCUCUGGAAGGAAUGAGUAACUUUCCCAUUUCCAUUGGGUUUGGGCAGGAAUUGAAGACAUCGGGCCGGCCCUUGGCUGGGGAGAAGGGCUUUCCGGGUUUCCCUCGCUGCUAGGUGGUUUCUAGAUCGUGUCGCGAAGCCGGGAAGGAGCCCCGGAGCUGGCUUCCCUCUCCCGUUCGGUGCCAGCGCGCUGUGGGGCAGCGGCACAGCGCGGGGUGGCUGGGAGCGCGUGCGGACGCCGCGCUCGCUCUCGCUCUCGCUUCUUUUCACACUUGAUUGCUGAGAAGCUGGAGGGUUCAUAAGUUUAAAGGAAAAGUUCCAGUAGCUGUCACUGAAGUGAUGGAUCACAAGGAUGAAAUCCCCUCCUCCCCGGCCUUGCGCAGCUGAACUGCUUGGUCCUAUACACUGGAUGUUGUUCCUUUGAUGAGCCAUUGAGCUCCUGUGGGUACACUCAGUCUGUGGAUGAUGAUCUUAACUGGGACCAGGUGCACACGUUGGUAAAUCCCUCGUCUGAUCCAUGGAUGCCAUCAGGUUCUUUCAUGUUAGUGAACACCUCAGGGAAGUUUGCUGGACAAAAGGCUCACCUCCUACUACCCCACCUAAAGGAAAAUGACACACACUGUAUUGAUUUCCAUCACUAUGUUUCAAGCAAGAGUGGCUCCAGCCCUGGUACACUGAAUGUAUAUGUGAAGGUCAAUGAUGGUCCACUGGGUAGCCCCAUCUGGAACACAUCUGGAGUUCCUACUAGCACUUGGAACAGAGCGGAACUGGCAAUUAGCACCUUUUGGCCAAAUUUUUAUCAGGUUGUUUUUGAAGUAGUCACUUCAGGUCACCCUGGGUACCUGGCUAUUGAUGAGGUGAAGGUUUUAGGACAUCCGUGUACCAAAACUCCCCAUUUCUUGCGUCUUCAGAGUGUGGAAGUCAAUGCAGGCCAGUUUGCCACUUUUCAGUGCACUGCAAAUGGUAGAACAAACACAGGUGACAGGCUCUGGUUACAGGGAAUGAGUGUGAGAGAUGCACCUUUGAAGGAAAUUAAGGUGUCUAACAUUCGUCGAUUUGUAGCUUCUUUUAAUGUGGUAAAUGCCACAAAACAGGAUGCUGGCAAUUACCGCUGCAUGAUUCGCACAGAAGGAGGAGUGGGAGUAUCCAACUAUGCAGAACUGGUAGUCAAAGAGCCACCUGUUCCCAUUGCUCCACCUCAGCUGUCUUCAGUUGGUGCAACAUACUUAUGGAUACAGCUGAAUGCCAAUUCCAUCAAUGGAGAUGGACCCAUAAUUCAGAGGGAAGUGGAGUAUCGCACUUCAAGUGGAACUUGGUAUGACAUACAACCAGUUGACUCCACAAGCUAUAAAAUUGGGCACUUGGAUCCGGAUACAGAAUAUGAAAUCAGUGUGCUGCUUACACGACCAGGUGAAGGAGGUACCGGAUCCCCUGGCCCAGCUCUUAAAACAAGGACGAAAUGUGCUGAUCCCAUGCGUGGACCACGGAAACUAGAAGUUGUGGAGAUCAAAUCUCGUCAAAUCACUAUUCGUUGGGAGCCAUUUGGGUACAACGUAACACGUUGCCAUCGAUACAACCUCACAGUCCACUACCGCUGCCAAGCUGGAGGACAAGAGCAAGUCAGAGAGGAAGUUAGUUGGGAUACGGAAAGCUCACACCCUCAGCACACAAUUACUAAUCUGUCACCGUACACAAAUGUUAGCAUAAAACUCGUACUCAUGAACCCUGAAGGUCGAAAAGAAAGUCAAGAACUUGUAGUACAAACUGAUGAAGAUGUCCCAAGUGCUGUACCACUUGAAUCAAUCCAAGGAAACACUUUUGAAGAGAAGAUCUUUCUUCAAUGGAGAGAGCCAGUGCAAACAUAUGGUGUGAUCACUUUGUAUGAGAUCACCUACAAGGCAGUCAGCUCCUUUGAUCCAGAAAUAGAUUUAUCCAAUCAAAGUGGAAGAGUCUUAAAGCUAGGAAAUGAAACCCACUACUUUUUUUUUGGACUUAAUCCUGGAACCACAUAUUCAUUUACCAUUAGAGCCAGCACAGCUAAGGGGUUUGGGCCUCCAAUCACAAGUCAAUUCACCACCAAAAUAUCAGCACCGUCUAUGCCACCAUAUGAGCUGGAAACACCUUUGAAUCAAACUGACAGCACUGUGACAUACCUUCAGCACCCUUUGCAGUCCAAAGGGGCGCCACUUAGUGUCUAUCAAGUAGUGGUUGAAGAAGAGCGCCCUCGAAGGACAAAGAAGACCACAGAAAUCCUGAAAUGCUACCCAGUACCCAUUCAUUUCCAGAAUGCGUCACUUCUGAACUCUCAGUACUACUUUGCUGCAGAAUUUCCAGCCAACGGUCUUCAAGCUGCUCAGCCUUUUACUAUUGGUGAUAACAAAACCUAUAGUGGUUUCUGGAACACUCCUCUUCUCCCUCAUAAAAGCUACAGCAUUUAUUUCCAAGCUGCUAGCAGAGCCAAUGGGGAAACCAAAAUUGACUGUGUCAGGGUGGCCACAAAAGGAGCUGCCACUCGGAAACCAGACCCAGAACCAGAGAAACAGACAGACCACACCGUUAAAAUUGCUGGAGUCAUUGCAGGCAUCUUGCUGUUUGUUAUUAUAUUUCUGGGGAUUGUGCUGGUAAUGAAGAAAAGAAGAAGCUAUCACUCCUACACUUAUUACCUAAAAUUGGCUAAAAAGCGGAAAGAGACGCUGAGUAGUACCCGGCAGGAAAUGACAGUGAUGGUGAAUUCAAUGGAUAAAAGCUACACCGAGCAAGGCACCAACUGUGACGAAGCUUUCUCUUUCAUGGACACACACAACCUAAAUGGGAGAUCUGUAUCGUCACCAUCUUCAUUUACAAUGAAAACUAACACACUGAGCACAACGGUGCCUAAUUCUUACUAUCCAGAUCCAUUUGUGCCAACUGCAAUUUUAGUGCCAAUAAAUGAUGAAACCCACACGAUGGUCAGUGAUACAAGCAGCUUGGUCCAGUCGCACACCUACAAGAAGCGAGACCCAGUAGAUGUGCCAUACCAGACCGGACAGCUUCAUCCAGCCAUCCGUGUGGCUGACUUGUUGCAGCAUAUCACCCAGAUGAAAUGUGCGGAGGGCUAUGGUUUUAAAGAAGAAUAUGAAAGUUUCUUUGAAGGACAGUCGGCACCAUGGGACUCAGCUAAAAAAGAUGAGAACAGAAUGAAGAAUAGAUAUGGGAAUAUCAUUGCAUAUGAUCAUUCUCGAGUGAGACUGCAGCCCAUUGAAGGAGAAACAAACUCAGACUACAUCAAUGGAAAUUAUAUUGAUGGUUAUCAUAGGCCAAAUCACUACAUUGCUACACAAGGGCCAAUGCAGGAGACGAUAUAUGACUUCUGGAGAAUGGUUUGGCAUGAAAACACAGCCAGUAUAGUCAUGGUUACUAAUCUAGUGGAAGUAGGAAGGGUCAAAUGCUGCAAAUACUGGCCAGAUGACACGGAGAUAUAUAAAGAUAUUAAAGUUACUCUAAUAGAAACAGAGCUUCUGGCUGAAUAUGUGAUUCGGACAUUUGCAGUAGAAAAGAGAGGUGCUCAUGAGAUCCGAGAAAUCAGACAGUUUCACUUCACAGGCUGGCCAGACCAUGGCGUACCAUACCAUGCCACGGGACUUUUGGGAUUUGUACGACAGGUCAAAUCCAAGAGCCCACCUAAUGCUGGCCCAUUGGUUGUACACUGCAGCGCCGGUGCUGGAAGAACUGGAUGUUUUAUUGUCAUUGACAUCAUGCUAGAUAUGGCAGAGAGAGAAGGUGUUGUAGACAUAUACAACUGUGUCAGGGAGCUUCGAUCUAGAAGAGUUAACAUGGUGCAAACUGAGGAGCAGUAUGUAUUUAUCCAUGAUGCAAUACUGGAAGCCUGCCUUUGUGGAGAUACAUCUAUCCCAGCUUCUCAAGUUAGGUCUGUGUACUAUGAAAUGAAUAAACUUGAUCCUCAGACUAACUCAAGCCAGAUCAAAGAAGAAUUUAGGACUCUAAAUAUGGUGACUCCAACGCUCCGUGUGGAAGACUGCAGUAUAGCACUUUUACCCCGGAACCACGAGAAGAACCGAUGUAUGGAUGUUUUGCCUCCAGACAGAUGUCUGCCUUUCCUCAUCACAAUAGAUGGGGAAAGCAGUAACUACAUUAAUGCUGCACUGAUGGAUAGCUAUAAACAACCUUCGGCAUUUAUAGUUACCCAGCAUCCUUUACCAAAUACUGUCAAAGAUUUCUGGAGACUGGUCCUAGAUUAUCACUGCACAUCAAUAGUUAUGUUGAAUGAUGUGGAUCCAGCACAAUUAUGUCCCCAGUACUGGCCAGAAAAUGGAGUGCACCGACAUGGUCCUAUUCAAGUGGAAUUUGUAUCAGCUGAUUUAGAGGAAGACAUAAUUAGCCGAAUAUUCCGAAUUUAUAAUGCAGCCAGACCCCAAGAUGGAUAUCGGAUGGUGCAACAAUUUCAGUUCCUGGGAUGGCCCAUGUACAGGGAUACUCCAGUGUCCAAACGCUCUUUCUUAAAACUUAUCCGUCAGGUGGAGAAAUGGCAGGAAGAAUACAAUGGAGGGGAGGGACGUACAGUCGUACACUGUUUAAAUGGAGGUGGCCGCAGUGGGACAUUUUGUGCAAUCAGCAUUGUUUGUGAAAUGCUUCGACACCAGAGGGCAGUUGAUGUAUUCCAUGCUGUGAAGACACUGAGGAAUAAUAAGCCUAACAUGGUGGACCUUCUGGAUCAAUACAAAUUCUGCUAUGAAGUGGCUUUGGAAUACUUGAAUUCUGGCUGAUCUUACAAACAACACUGACAAAACUCCUUUCACCACCACAAAACAAAGCAAAUCAUUUCAUGAUGUUUGUGUACAUGAGAUGAAGACUUCUCAGUGUUCUGCUUAUAUUGCUUUGUAUUAUUGGCUCUUUUUAAGAGCCCAAGAAAAUGUUUAUAAAACUGCUUGCACUGCCCAUUUUCCACUGUAAUGCCGCUGCUUGACAACACAUACAAACAUAUACACAAACCUGUACAACAGUUGUUGGAUACUGCAUUCAUACAUAGUCAUCAAUGUGGUGGAGCAGCAUAGUCAUCUGGUAACUUAAAGAGCACAAUUAUAUUCUUAUGAAGGAAUUUGUACUUUUCUGUUAUAUUUUGUUGCCUGUGAUCCUCUGUUAUUGUCACAACCUAGUGUACAUUUCUGUUUUGUGAAGAAUGCUGUCUAGCAUUUUGAUAAUAUAUGAUUUUAGUUAUAUUUGUAUUCUAACACGUGCAUAAUAAACGAAGCAUAUGUAGCUUAUUUGAAUUAACAGAUACACAUGUACCAAACCAUGUUAUCUUUGUUGAGUUGUAGUUUCUAUAUACUUUGUACCAUUUCAGAGGGAAAUUACUGAUAGAAAUACCAUUAGAAAAGGCAAAAUACAGGAUGCUCAGAUUAAUAUAUCCAAAGCUUUUUCAUUUGUUUAUAUUGUAAAUAUAUUUGAUUUCAUCAAAUUAUUUAUUCAUUAAAAGAAAAAUUUUGUGAAGCACGGUGAGUGACAAUCAUUUUUAUUAAGCCCUGGAGAUGCUUACUGUAUGAUAUUGUAAACAUUUGUUUACCUUGUAUGGAUCCUCAGCUCAAUAAAUAAUUACA
Messenger RNA from Alligator sinensis (Chinese alligator), 5760 nucleotides. It is a transcript of the gene PTPRM, whose product is annotated as protein tyrosine phosphatase, receptor type M. Bases 688 to 4929 code for a protein of 1413 amino acids. Gene Ontology annotation, biological process: protein dephosphorylation. Gene Ontology annotation, cellular component: membrane. NCBI's taxonomy places the organism in Eukaryota, Metazoa, Chordata, Crocodylia, Alligatoridae. The record is from RefSeq and is a predicted model, not a curated record. Gene Ontology annotation, molecular function: protein binding; protein tyrosine phosphatase activity. The transcript has 36 exons.